CUCAAACAACGCUUGGCGUCCAUGGCUGUCUGAGUUCUUAGCUGCGGAAUUAUUACCGGACGUAUUUAAAUUGUAACAGUAGUUCUGUUCUAGUAAUAUUUUUAAGACAUGUAGUUGAAGCGUGUUAUGGAAACCAGAUCCGAUAAUUUUAAAAAAGUACCUGUGGGUUCCAAAACAAGAAAAUCGAGUGAAGCGACAAGGAUUAAAAAGAAAGUUGCAGUAGCUAAUUUGGAAAGGCACGUUGCUUCUGUUAGUAGAAAAAAAGAAAUCCCUCCACUGACACCGUUGCACAGACUGCAAAAAUUUAAAGUAAUACGUGAUAGAAACUUAAAAAGUAAGGGAUUUAAGACCUCUUUAGAAAAUAAAAUAAAGAAAAUGGAAGGUGUAACUACUGCUACUACUAAUACUGUUGAAGUCAAAGAAAAUAUUAUCGUCAAGGAGACUGUAGAAGAAAUAGUGGUUGGUAACACUAAUGGUAUUGAAAAAAUGGAUAAAAGUUUAACUGAUUUAGAAAAUAAGCAUGAUAAUUGCAGUAGCCCUUCCAAAGAGGAAAAUCACUUAUCUUUAAGGUUAAAGGAAGCAACAGAGGAAGAUAAAUCUGUAGAGAAAAAUGAACUUGAGAAUAAAACUGAAUCAAAAUCUAACAUAACAGAAACCUCCAACAAAAUUGAACCAAUUCAGGAUAAUAAUAUUGAAUCAAAAAUGGAGACAGAGGAGACAAACAAAGUUUACUCUGCUAGUUUGUCGGAUAAUGAUGCAGUUUCGUCGGUAAGUUCCCAACAGGCCAAUAAUAAUUCUACCCCAGUGCCUACAGAUGACGAAGAUGAAGUGGAAGUUAUCGAAUCAAAACGUGACUAUGAAUCUAAUUCCAAGGAAAGUAAAUUGCAUCCUACAAAAGAUGAUGAAAUAGAAAAUACUAAUGACAUUUCUAAUAGAUCCUCCAAAGAAUCUGCUGUUUCUUUUAAUAAGGCCUUAUUGAAUGCAAGUACUGCUAGUAGUUACAAAUCCAGCUAUAGCAAUUCCUCACGAAUAUAUGGAAGACGUCCUGUUCGUUGUUUUACAAAAAGCAGGAAGAGAAAAAUGGAAGAAGUAGCCCAAAAUUGUGAUUUCAAACGAACUAACAGCCCUUCUCAGCCAAGCCCUCGUUGGAGAUUUUUCCCUUCAACUGCGAAUUUUUGGACUCCUAGAACGACUCCAUUUAUAUUUUCUUCUACAACUCCUAUGAAUACUUUAAAUGAUUCGAUGACAGUGAAUAUAGAUGAAGAUACAAUACGUAAUGAUUUGGAUGAUUCUGACUUAUUUUCUGAUGCUGAUGAUUUUACCCACCAACCAGCCAAGAAGUCUAGAUGGGGUUGUGCAAUAAUGUAGUCCCUCUUCCAAAUAUUUUUUUUUAUGAAUGAUUUUAACCAGUAAUCCAUUUUUUAGGAGCAAUGUUAUCCAUUUCUUCAUCUUCUUCUUCCUGCCAGAAGUUCCAAAAAGUUGAUAUGUAUGAAUUUCUGUUAAUGGACAAAUUUUGGUUCAGUAUAUUACCGAAUGGUAUAAUCUCUCAACAUCUUCAGUAAUAUUUUAAUCAUCAUUUUUUAUAUCUUGAAUAUUUUAGAAAAAGGAAAAAAAACAAACCUUUUUUUUCUUUUAAUGUUAAAAGACAAAUCCUGUGAUUUUAUACAAGUCUAGUUGUAGUAAAAUUAUGUUUUGUAUUGAAUAAUUGUAUAUUUGAAAUAAAUUGUUACUAAGAUUCUAAAUAAUUGUGACAACAAAAGGUAUUAAAUAUGUGCCACAGAUUUUACUGUAGUACAUAAUGUAGUUAUUAUUUAUGAAAUAUUAGGUAACGAAGUACCUUCAUUUUUUUUUUUUUUUUUUAAUUUUAAUAUAUAUUUGUUAUAUAAUUUCUUGAUUGUAUAUGAACGUUUUGUACUGUAAACCAAAUAUAAAGUAAAUUUGUUUUUAUCAUUA
Nezara viridula (southern green stink bug) is the source of this 1953-nucleotide messenger RNA. NCBI's taxonomy places the organism in Eukaryota, Metazoa, Arthropoda, Insecta, Hemiptera, Pentatomidae. The record is from the annotation of a GenBank genome assembly.